UCAAGGUCAGAGGAAAAGUGGAUGGCGAAAGAACACAUUGCGCCAAGAAACAGAGAAAGAUACGAAAAGAAUGCAUAAGGAUUGGGUAGAACUGGUAGGUAGGUAAGAGAACACUGGUCGGCUGCAUCUGCUCCAAUGGGGUGUCUGGCGGUAAUUGGAUAAUGAACAAUUUUCUUAGAGGCACCUUCUAGUUUCGGGUUACAACAACCGGUUGAUUUAUCACACAACCUCUAUUUUAUCAGUGUUUUCUAAAAUAUGUCGUUAGCUGAUGAACUUUUAGCUGAUCUUGAAGGAGCUGAAACAUCAGAAGAAUUGAUAACUGAUUCAAAUUUGCAUGAAGUUGAAGAUGUUACUAUGUUAAGCGUAAAUAAAUCGGAUGAUUUUCAGUCGAAUGUAUCAGCUUCAGGAUUUAAAAAUGUCUUAAAAGCUGCUUCUUUUGCUGAUGCUCCGAUAACUGCUUACGCUAAGUUAAGAAACAGUGAUAGAUUAACCAAUGUCAUGGCAGAUCUUGAUCGUUUUGCGAAACAAAAGAAACGUGAUCGAAUUCAUGGCCCAGUUGAAGCUGAUCCAGAAUAUCAGUGUAUUGUUGAAGCGAAUAAUCUUAUGGUAGAAAUUGACAAUGAAAUUAAUAUCAUUCAUAAAUAUGUUAGAGAUUUGUAUUCAAUGCGAUUCCCUGAACUUGAAUCUCUUGUACCAGGACUUUUGGAUUAUUUGAAAAUUGUUUUGGUCUUAGGAAAUGAUAUACUUGAACGUUCCAAACAAACUGAUUUACUUGCUUCUUUUUUAACUCCAGCAACAAUUAUGGUUGUAUCAGUCACUGCAUCAACUACUCAAGGAUCAUCUUUAACAUCGGAUCAAUUGACACGUAUUAUUGAAGCAUGUACUAUGGCAAUAGAAUUACAAGAAAUGCGUGUUACAAUGUUAGCUUAUGUAGAAUCACGUAUGUCAUUUAUUGCUGCCAAUACAAGCAUUCUAGUAGGUGCAUCAACAGCAGCGAAAUUAAUGGGUCAUGCUGGUGGUUUGACUGCAUUGACUAAAAUGCCAUCUUGUAAUAUUCUUGUAUUGGGUGCACAAAAACGUUUAUUAUCCGGAUUCAGUAAUACAUCAGUUCUACCACAUACAGGAUAUAUUUUCAAUUCAGAAAUUGUACAAAAGCUACCUCCAGAUUUACGUUUAAAAGCUGCUCGAUUAAUAGCAAAUAAAGUGGCAUUAGCAGCACGAGUAGAUUUAUUUCAUGAAUCUCCGAAUGGACAUGUUGGCGAAAAAUUGUUAUUGGAAAUUGAACGAAAAUUCGAUAAAUGGCAAGAACCACCUCCAGUGAAAACAAUUAAAGCUUUACCAGCCCCAAUCGAUCCACCUGCUAAAAAACGUGGUGGUCGACGUUAUCGUAAAAUGAAAGAACGUUUAGGUAUGAGUGAGUUACGUCGAUCAGCGAAUCGUAUACAAUUCGGUGAAAUUACUGAUGAUGCAUAUCAAAGUGAUUUAGGCUUUUCAUUAGGUUCACUUGGUCAACGUGGUGUAGCUGGACGUUUACGUGCACCACAAGCUGAUUCUAAAACAAAAGCUCGUGUCAGUAAAGCAUUACAACAGAAAUUAUCUAAAUUUGGUGGUAUGUCAACAAUGCCGACAACAUCAUUAGGUGCAACAAAUUGGGGCGGUAAUUCUACUGUACGUAAACAUGUUGCUGGUACAUCAUCAUCAAUUGCAUUUACUCCAUUACAGUUUGUGUCUUGUAUAUAUCUACAGUGUAUAAGUAAGUGGUUAGUGAUUCAUGUUAUAGAGAGUACCUCUCUCUCUCUCUGUGUGUGUGUGUCUCACUCUCCUAAACUUGUGUCUGUUUAUUAA
Messenger RNA from Schistosoma turkestanicum, 1845 nucleotides. Lineage: Eukaryota; Metazoa; Platyhelminthes; Trematoda; Strigeidida; Schistosomatidae. The record is from the annotation of a GenBank genome assembly.